Helianthus annuus (common sunflower) is the source of this 2629-nucleotide messenger RNA. Its product is annotated as serine/threonine-protein kinase CTR1. NCBI's taxonomy places the organism in Eukaryota, Viridiplantae, Streptophyta, Magnoliopsida, Asterales, Asteraceae. Gene Ontology annotation, biological process: protein phosphorylation. Gene Ontology annotation, molecular function: ATP binding; protein kinase activity. The transcript is spliced from 15 exons. The record is from RefSeq and is a predicted model, not a curated record. Bases 190 to 2409 code for a protein of 739 amino acids.
GUAAAUCGUAUCCCGUAAACAACGGAAGCGGGACAUUCUCUGCUUCAAACAACCCACAAAAGUCCAAAUAUUUACAUUUAUACCCUUCAGAAACAUCCCCCCUUCCCUCUUUCACAACUGAAAACAACCACCGAAUCUCCAGUCCAAUGGUUGAUUAAUUGAACAAAAUCACCAUUUUCACUCAUCAAAAUGCUUGCAAAACGGUCAAAUUACACCUUAUUGUCUCCAAUUAGUGGAUACGAAUCAUCGAACUUCAUAAUCGAUCACAAUCUGAUGCAGCAGAAUCGUCAUACGGCGGUUACGACGGCGGUUACGGCGUCGGUUGUUGAGUUUCCGAGACAAUCUAGCGGUAGCAGUUACGCUGAGAGUUCGUUUUCAGGUGCGAUGACCGGUGGCGAUUGCGGUGGUUAUGUUCAGUUGACUGACGGCGGAGGUGACGGUUUUAGCGGCGGAGAUGACGGUUUUAGAGGCGGAGAUGACGGUUUUAGCGGCGGAGAUGACGGUUUUAGUGGUGGAGUGUAUAAAUCGUUGAAAAGCUGGGCGCAACAGACGGAGGAAGGUUAUCAGUUGCAGUUAGCUUUGGCGUUACGGCUUUCGUCGGAAGCUAGUUGUGGUGAUGAUCCUAAUUUGCUGGAGCCUGUGGUGGAUGAAAGUGUAAGAGCUAGGUCAUCUGUGUGUUCUCCGGAAGCUUUGGCGCAUAGAUUUUGGGCAAAUGGCUGCUUAUCUUACUUUGACAAGGUACCGGAUGGAUUCUACUUUAUUCAUGGAAUGUACCCAUACAUAUGGAAUGUAUGCACUAAUCCACAAGAAAGUGGACAAAUUCCAUCACUCGAAUCAUUAAAAUCACUUAAUUCCGGGACCGAAUCUUCAUUAGAAGUUACCGUGAUUGACCGACAUACUGAUCCCAACCUCAGGCAACUUCAGAACCAGAUUCAUAGCAUCUUCAGUAAUAGGGUCACCAGACUCACUACAACUGAGGUUGUCAACCAACUUGCACGACUCGUUUGCCAUCAAAUGGGAGGUGCAGCUUUAAAUGGAGAAAGUGAAUUGGUUCCGUUGUGGAAAACGUGCAGUCAUGAACUCAAGAAGCGUCUAGAAUCAGUCACACUUCCCAUUGGUAGCCUAUCUAUAGGCCUUUGCAGGCACCGCGCUUUAUUAUUUAAAGUCUUAGCUGAUACCAUUAACUUACCAUGUCGAAUAGCCAAAGGUUGCAAAUACUGUAAAAGCGAUGAUGCAUCAUCUUGUCUAGUUCGUGUUGACAUCAAUAAGGAGUUCCUUGUUGAUUUGAUCGGAAACCCCGGUUGUCUCUAUGAGCCCGACUCAUUAAUCAACGGUCCAUGUUCAAUCUCGAUAUUUUCCCCAUUGCAUUUUCCACAUUUUAAAAAUAUCAACUCGACUGUUAGUUUUGAGUCACUUGCCAAACGGUACUUUCGUGACUCGUUAAAUCUGGUGUUUGAAGAUCCAUCCACUGCAUCAUUUGAAGAUUCUGCUUUACAACAUAUGCCAGAAAUUAGACAUACAGAUGACCAAUCACAUGUCGGCUUAUCUAAUCUAAGGGUGGAGAUCGUGCCAGAUAGAAUUCCCCCCGAUGUUGAUGUUUUCGACAUUCCAUGGACCGAUAUGGUUUUGAAAGAGAAAAUCGGAGAAGGUUCUUUCGGUAUUGUUCGUCGUGCUGAUUGGAAUGGAGAAGAUGUUGCUGUAAAGACACUUUCCUUGGAGCAAGAUUUUCAUCCUGGGAGAUUUAACGAGUUCUGGCGUGAGGUUGCAAUAAUGAGACGCUUGCAGCAUCCAAAUAUCGUUCUUUUUAUGGGGAUCGUAACCCAGCCCCCAAAUCUUUCGAUAGUCACCGAAUAUUUACCAAGAGGUAGUUUGUUUAGCCUUUUGCACAAAGCUGGUCCAAAAAGGAUAUUGGACGAGCGGCUUCGGCUGAGGAUGGCUUUCGAUGUGGCAAAAGGAAUGAACUAUCUUCAUAAACGCAAUCCUCCGAUCGUUCACCGCGAUUUGAAAUCUCCCAAUCUUUUAGUCGACAAAAACUAUACCGUGAAGGUAGCUGAUUUUGGCCUAUCGCGUUUAAAAGCAAAUACAUAUCUGUCAUCCAAAUCAGGAGCAGGAACUCCCCAGUGGAUGGCACCCGAAGUCCUAUCAAAUGAGCCAUCAAAUGAGAAAUCAGACGUUUAUAGCUUCGGUGUUAUUUUGUGGGAGCUUGCUACUUUACAAAUGCCUUGGAGUAAUCUAAGUGCUGGUCAGGUUGUGACCGCAGUAGUCUGUCACCACAAAAGGCUAGACAUCCCUCACUAUGUAAAUCGCCAAGUGGCAGCCUUGAUCCAAGCCUGUUGGGCACCUGACCCGUCGAAGCGGCCUUCGUUUUUCAAUAUCAUGAAAUCUUUGGAACCAUUUGAAUGCCAAUGAUGGUAUGCAGAAUGCUUUGGUGUCAAUUGUGCAGAUAUAUAGAUUCUUCUUACUAAUUUUAUUUCAAGCUUUAGAGUGUUAGUUUGAUAAUAUAAUUUUCUUAAGUAUGUAUAAAGCGUUAGUUAUUUAUAAAAUUAGUAACAGAAAACAUUGUAAUAAAUGAACUGUGUAAAUGAUGUUCGUAAUUUUUGGUAAACCACAAAGACCGUUUUGUAAAUUA